Molecule: messenger RNA, 1215 nt
Organism: Oncorhynchus masou masou (cherry salmon)
Lineage: Eukaryota; Metazoa; Chordata; Actinopteri; Salmoniformes; Salmonidae
Exons: 2
Coding region: 1-1215 (404 amino acids)
Source: RefSeq, a predicted model, not a curated record
AUGCGCACGGUGUCUCCAGUUCACAUUUGCCGGGCUAAAACGGGCAUCCAGCCAGGACGGAUGGUGCCGGCUCAGCUCUCCUGGUCUCCAGUACACAUCGUUGAACCAGGAUAUCCUGCGCCGGCUCUGCGUACUGUGUCUCUGGUGUGUCUGCACAGCCCAGUGCAUCCUGUGCUAGCGCCCCACACAUGCCGGGCUCAAGUGAGCAUCCAGCCAGGACUCCUUGUGCCAGCUCUACGCUCCAGAUCUCCAGGGCGCUUCCACAGUCCAGUAUGUCCUGUUCCUGCUCCUCGCACUCGCCCCGAGGUGCAUGUCAUCAGCACGGUGCCUUCUAUACCGGUCCCACGUAUCAGGUCUACAGUGCGCCUCCACAGUCCAGUAUGUCCUGUUCCUGCUCCUCGCACUCGCCCCGAGGUGCAUGUCAUCAGCACGGUGCCACCUAUACCGGUCCCACGUAUCAGGUCUACAGUGCGCCUCCAUAGUCCAGUAUGUCCUGUUCCUGCUCCUCGCACUUGCCCGGAGGUGCGUGUCAUCAGCCCGGUACCACCAGUGCCGGCACCACGCAUCAGAACUCAAGUGCGUCUCCAGAGUCCAGUAUGUCCUGUGCCUCCUCUCUGCACUCGCCUUGAGGUGCGUGUCAUCAGCCCGGGACCACCAGUGCCGGCACCACGCACCAGGCCUCCAGUGCGCCUCCACAGUCCAGUAUGUCCUGUGCCUCCUCUCUGCACUUGCCCGGAGGUGCGUGUCAUCAGCCCGGUACCACCAGUGCCGGCACCACGCACCAGGCCUCCAGUGCGCCUCCACAGUCCACCCGGUACCACCAGUGCCGGCACCACGCAUCAGGUCUCCAGUGCGCCUCCACAGUCCAGAGCUUCCAGCGAUAGUUCCCAGUCCAGAGCUUCCAACGUUACCACCAGUUCCCAGUCCGGAACCUCCAACGACGGGCCACAGUCCAGAACCUCCUACGACGGGCCACAGUCCAGAACCUCCUACGACGGGCCACAGUCCAGAACCUCCUACGACGAUGCACAGUCCAGAACCUCCAACGACGGGCCACAGUCCAGAACCUCCUACUACGAUGCACAGUCUGGAACCUCCUACGACGGUCCCCAGUCCGGGGUCUUCAGCGACGGUCCCCAGUCCGGGGUCUUCAUCGACGGUCCCCAGUCCGGGGCCUCCGGCGAUGAUCCACGGUCCAGUUCAACAGAAGCGUAG